UUUUACGUAGAAAAAACAAACAAACAUUGUUAUAACAAUGGGGAGGUGUGGUACAAUGAAAGCAUUGCUGACAACAAUGGUAAUGCUUGUAUGGUGUAGUGUAUUAGUAAUUGUAUUUAAUAAUAAUAUAAUAAUUGGUGUAAACACAGAACCAUUAUCACAAUCACCAACAAAUAAUGAUAUACAAAUACAAUUAGGUGAAAUAAUAACACCACAAUUACGGCAAUGUCCUCGUGUAUGUGUUUGUUCUGGUUUACAUGUGGAUUGUUCACAUCGUGGUCUAACACAAGUACCAAGGAACUUACCUAAAGAAGCUGAACGAAUUGAUCUGCAGGGGAACAACAUCACUGUUAUAUUCGAUAUGGACUUUGAAGAUAUGGUGAAAUUACGAAUGUUACUUUUAGCCGAUAAUCAAAUACAUACCAUUGAACGAGAUGCGUUUCGAGAUUUAACAUCAUUAGAAAGAUUACGAAUCAGUAAUAAUCAUUUACGGCACAUAUCUGACAAUUUAUUUGGGACCAUGACACAUUUAGUCAGAUUAGAUCUCAGUUAUAAUUUUAUCAGCGUGAUUGGUCAUAAAACUCUACGGGGAAUCCCCAGCCUACAAUAUUUGCAAUUGGAUCACAAUCAAAUUACAUGUAUUGAUGAUAAAGCUUUAAAAGAUCUCAAAGAUAUGGAAGUUUUGACACUAAAUAAAAAUAAUUUAACUACAUUAGGAAAAGACAUGUUUAGUAAUAUGUUUCGAUUACGAACAUUACGAUUAUCUGAAAAUAAUUUAAUAUGCGAUUGUCAUCUGGCAUGGCUGGCACGAUGGUUACAUCAUUUUCGAAAUCGCGCCUUAUAUCCACGAUGUUUUUCACCGACACAUUUAAAAGGGCAAAAUAUUGCUGAUUUAGCUGAAAAGGAUUUUAAAUGCUCCGGAUUAAUUGUUCGAGCUGGAUUCGGUGAAUGCGAUGUUGGUGAACCACAAUGUCCACAUCCAUGUAGUUGUGCAGAUGGUAUUGUUGAUUGUCGAGAGAAAGCAUUAGCUAAAGUUCCCGAUCGUUUUCCAGAGGCUACAAUUGAAAUGCGAUUGGAACAAAAUGAAAUAACAGAAGUACCACCAAAAGCAUUCAGCACAUAUAAAAGAUUACGUAGAAUUGAUUUAAGUAAUAAUAAAAUUACAAAAUUAGCUGGUGAUGCUUUCUUAGGAUUAAAUUCAUUGGUUUCACUUGUUCUAUAUGGGAAUAAAAUUAAAGAGCUACCAGCAGGUGUAUUUCAUGGUUUAACAUCGUUACAAUUACUGUUGUUAAAUGCAAAUGAAAUUUCUUGUGUCCGCCGAGAUACAUUCAAGGAUUUACAUUCCGUGAGUUUACUAUCUUUAUAUGAUAACAACAUACAGUCGUUAGCGAAAGGAACAUUUGAUUCAAUGAAAAAAAUUCAAACAUUGCAUUUGGCACGGAAUCCAUUCAUAUGUGAUUGUAAUUUACGCUGGUUGGGCGAAUAUUUACAUCAUAAUCCAAUUGAAACAUCUGGUGCACGAUGUGAUUCACCAAAACGUAUGCAACGUCGUCGAAUCGAUUCAUUGAAAGAUGAAAAGUUUAAAUGUAAGGGUCAAGAAGAUUAUCGUACACGGUACGCAGGUGAAUGUUUAGCAAAUAGUGAAUGUCCUGAGGGAUGUUCAUGCGAGGGUACCGUUGUUGAUUGUUCAGCACGUGGGUUAGUGGAAAUUCCUCGUGAUAUUCCAUUAUAUACGACAGACUUAUUAUUAAACGACAAUUUACUGGGACGAAUCAAAUCUGAUGGUUUAUUUGGCCGCCUUCCAAAUUUGUUAAAACUCGAUUUACGUCGAAAUAAAAUUACUGGUAUUGAAGAAAAUGCAUUUGAAGGAGCAUCAAAGAUUACAGAAUUAUUAUUAUCAGAAAAUCGUUUGAUGGAAAUACAUAAUAAAAUGUUUCUUGGUUUACACAGUUUAAAAAUAUUAUCACUUUAUGAUAACAUGAUUACUUGCGUAAUGCCUGGAUCGUUUGAUUAUUUAACAUCAUUACAUACAUUAAAUCUUGUUCAAAAUCCAUUUGCUUGUAAUUGCCAUCUAGCAUGGUUCUCAGAAUGGUUACGUGGUAAAGGAUUGAGUGGUUCAACGCCUCGAUGUGAAACACCAUUAAAAUUAAAAGACAUUCCAAUUAAAGAUAUUCCCCAGCAUGAUUUUAAAUGUACAAGUGAUAACGAUCAAGGAUGUUUAGGAGAAAAUUAUUGUCCACCAAAAUGUUCAUGUACUGGAACAGUGGUACGAUGUUCCCAUGCAAAAUUACAAGAAAUACCACGUGGGAUACCACAAGAAACGUCAGAAUUGUAUUUGGAUCAAAAUGAAAUUCAAUCUAUUCAGCUGGAUCGAAUUUCACAUCUAAAAUCUUUAACCAGAUUGGAUUUAAGCAACAACAAAAUACGAAUUUUAUCAAAUUAUACAUUUGCGAAUUUAUCGAAAUUAUCAACGCUAAUAAUAAGCUACAAUAAUUUGCAAUGUGUCCAGAAAAAUGCAUUAAUUGGAUUAAAAUCUCUUCGAAUAAUAUCUUUACACGGUAACCAAAUUUCGAUGAUACCCGACGGAACAUUUUCCGAGUUAAAAUCUAUUUCACAUUUGGCUCUCGGAGACAAUCCUUUAUACUGUGAUUGUUCACUUCAUUGGUUAUCCGAAUGGAUAAAAGAUAAUUACUUCGAACCGGGUAUUGCAAGGUGUGCAGAACCACCAUUAAUGCGCGACAAAGUACUACUUUCGACGCCAUCAUCUUUUUUCCAGUGCUCUGAACCAGUUAGCAACGAAAUUCUAGCAAAAUGUGAUGCUUGCUACGAAAUGCCAUGCAUGAAUAACGGAGAAUGUGUACCAUUACCCGAUAGACAAUAUCAGUGUCGAUGUGCACCAGGAUAUCAUGGUGAAAAUUGCCAAUUUAUGAUAGAUGCAUGCUAUGGAAAUCCAUGUCGAAACGAUGGUAUAUGUAAAGUACUCGAAGAAGGUCGUUUUAGUUGUGAAUGUACGCCAGGAUUUACAGGCGCACGAUGUGAAACGAAUAUCGAUGAUUGCAUUAACAAUAAUUGUAAAAAUAAUGCCACUUGUAUCGAUGAAAUCCAAUCUUAUCAAUGCCAAUGUUUACCUGGAUUUAUGGGCGAAUAUUGUGAAACAAAAAUACCAUUUUGUACCAAAGAAUAUAAUCCAUGCAUGAACGGAGCUCGAUGUAUCAAUCAUUUCACCACAUACUCCUGUGAAUGUUUACCGGGAUUCAAAGGAGACAACUGCACGAUCAAUAUUGACGACUGUGUGAACAAUAUGUGUCAAAAUGGUGCAACAUGUGUGGACGGAAUUAACGAUUAUGUGUGCAAAUGUUCCGGAGACUAUACUGGCAAAUUUUGUGAAGUCACACCAAUGGUUGCAAUGAUGUAUCCACAAACAUCACCAUGUCAACAUCAUGAUUGUGUCCAUGGCGUAUGUUUCCAACCAUCUGGCUCCAAUGAUUAUUUAUGUAAAUGUGCUCCGGGAUAUUCGGGGAAAAAAUGCGAAUAUCUUACGAGUUUAAGUUUUGUACAUAAUAAUUCAUUUGUACAAUUGGAACCAUUAGAAACAAAACCCGAGGCGAAUGUUACGAUUAUUUUCGCGACAACACAAGAAAACGGUGUUUUACUGUAUGAUGGCAGGCAAGAACAUUUAGCUGUGGAAUUGUUUAAUGGUCGAAUACGUGUUAGUUACGAUGUGGGUAAUUAUCCUGUCUCGACAAUGUAUAGUUUCGAAAUGGUGUCCGAUGGACAAUAUCACAUUGCUGAAUUACUUGCAAUUAAAAAGAAUUUUACGUUGAGAGUUGAUCGAGGACUUGCCCGCUCAAUUAUAAAUGAAGGUUCAAAAGAUUAUCUACGUUUGUCUACUCCAAUGUUUUUAGGUGGAAUAGCUCCUGAACCAGGGCAAGAAGCUUUUACUCAAUGGCAUUUAAGAAAUUUAACGAGCUUUAACGGUUGUAUGAGAGAAGUAUGGAUCAAUCACAAAAUGGUCGAUUUUGAAAAUGCAAAAAUACGCCAAAAAGUAACACCUGGUUGCGCAUUGUUAGACAGUGAAAUUGAAGGUAGAAUGGUUCCAGAACAAGAAAUGAUGGAAGCGGAAGCUAGUGCUUCACCACCUCCUCCAAUUGUGGAUCCUUGUGUGUCAGGUAGUCAUCAAUGUGCCCGUGGAAGUAAAUGUAUACCAUCGACAAAGAAAACUGGUGAUUAUACUUGUAAAUGUCGACCAGGGUUUACGGGGAAAUAUUGCGACCAAGGUGAGGACGCGUCUGACGACGAUGAUAAGUACAGUGACAUAGCCCCCACGUGUAGAAAAGAACAAAUACGUGAAUAUUAUUCAGAAAAUGGUUGCCGAUCAAGAAAACCCGUUAAAAUGGCAAAAUGUGUUGGUAGCUGUGGGACAAGUUGUUGUCAUACAAUGAAAAGUAAACGACGAAAAGUUCGUUUAAUAUGUAAUGAUGGUACACGAUAUACAAAAGAUGUAGACAUUGUCCGAAAAUGUGCAUGUACAAAAAAAUGCUACUGACUGACAAAUGUCG
Chrysoperla carnea is the source of this 4559-nucleotide messenger RNA. RefSeq names its product protein slit (gene sli). The transcript is spliced from 26 exons. Lineage: Eukaryota; Metazoa; Arthropoda; Insecta; Neuroptera; Chrysopidae. The record is from RefSeq and is a predicted model, not a curated record. Bases 38 to 4546 code for a protein of 1502 amino acids. Gene Ontology annotation, biological process: negative chemotaxis; axon guidance. Gene Ontology annotation, molecular function: Roundabout binding; heparin binding; calcium ion binding.